UCUUCCUAUCUCAGAGUCCAAACAGCACAACACAUCUCAGUGUUCAGCAGCGUUAAGGAUGAACCAGAAAUCUCCUCAGCUGAUCUAUCUCUUCCAGGCAGUGCUGGUGGGAGCCAUCAUGGCCUGCAUGAUCCUGAUGAACCCGAUCCAGCCGGAUCUCCUGGUGCAGGAGGCCUGUGGCUGUAUGGAGUGUAUGAGAAAUGUAGAAGUGGAUCCCUGGUACGCUAAACGCUACAACAGCCAGGUGCCCAGACUUAUGUACACUCAAAACAGCAACCUCAGCAGCAGCACCGACAAAUGGUGGCAGAGUCUUCAGGGUCGACCCAAAAACAUGAACUACACUGCGAUUGUGGAGACGAUUUUCUCGAUGUUUCCUGAUGAAAAUCACCAUUCAGAUUCUGGUCCUGAUCGCUGCAGACUGUGUGCUCUGGUGGGAAACUCUGGCAACCUGGAAGGAUCUCAUUAUGGACCAUUAAUAGAUGCUCACGACUUCGUCAUAAGGAUUAAUGCAGGUCCUACUGAAGGCUAUGAGAGAGAUGUUGGCUCGAAGACCACCCAUCGCGCCAUGUACCCCGAGAGCGCUGUGGACAUAGACAACUCCACCCACUUCGUCCUGAUACCGUUUAAAAUGAUUGAUCUGAAGUGGAUCGUCAGCAUCUUCACCACCAAACACAUCACACGAAGUCCUAGAAAAGUGAAAAGCUCAGUACAAGCAAACAUGGACAAGGUGAUGAUCUUGCAUCCUGAGUUUAUAAAGUACGUCCAUGAAAACUGGCUGGAGAAAAAGGGCAGAUAUCCCUCCACUGGAUUCAUAAUGCUAGUCUUAUCACUGCACAUCUGUGAUCAGGUGAACGUAUUUGGAUUUGGUGCCAGUAAAAGUGGCGUCUGGCACCAUUACUUUGACAAAAAAUAUAAUGUUUUUCACAACACAAAUAACCACAAGGGAGGCAAUGAAUACAACCUCAUUCUGCAACUCGAGAAGAAGAAGUGGAUCCAUCUUUAUAAAGGACUUUAAUAUUCAGCCGGGAAUAAUUAUUUAUUGUAAUUUAUUGACUAUCAUAUGGAGUGACACUGUAUGUACUGUAUAAGGGAGAUGGGAGCAGUUUUAAAAAUAAUAUUACUGUGCUGAUUGUGACUUUUUUUGACUAAUUUAUAGAAUUAUCUUUCUAAGGCUGGGAUAUACAUGUAUCUAAUGUUGGUUUUACUAUAGCUGUAACUGAAAUGGAUGCACUAGACAGCAAAAAUCA
This is a messenger RNA of Astyanax mexicanus (Mexican tetra), 1247 nucleotides long. Its product is annotated as CMP-N-acetylneuraminate-beta-galactosamide-alpha-2,3-sialyltransferase 2-like. The record is from RefSeq and is a predicted model, not a curated record. Bases 59 to 1015 code for a protein of 318 amino acids. The transcript has 6 exons. Lineage: Eukaryota; Metazoa; Chordata; Actinopteri; Characiformes; Acestrorhamphidae. Gene Ontology annotation, molecular function: beta-galactoside (CMP) alpha-2,3-sialyltransferase activity.